GGAGGAGAGGAGACAGAAGUACAGAACACACCAACAGGAGGCAUCCAUCCGGUCGCAAUCCCAAAUCCUGAACGCGUCGUUGGGGAAACCGCGUUCCGCUGUUGCAACCAAAACCAACCCAACCCAGCAGCAGCAGCGACCGGAAGCUUCGAAGCCUUGGCCCCGAAUCAACCCCCGCAAUCCCCACAAAAGGCAGAGCCCCAACCCCAAUCGGAGAAGACUUCCCAAUCCCACCCGCAGAGGACCAGGAGGAGCCAUCCCUCAUCGCAGUCGCCGGAUCGGAGGACGCCAACCACUCGUCGCCGGACUUCCUCCCCGCCCGCCGGUCACCAUGAGCUUCAUCUUCGGCAAGAAGAAGACCCCAGCCGAGCUGCUGCGGGAGAAUAAGCGGAUGCUGGAGAAGUCCAUCAGGGAUAUUGAGAGGGAGAGGCAGGGCCUGCAGAACCAGGAGAGGAAGCUCAUCAACGAGAUCAAGAAGGUGGCCAAGCAGGGACAGAUGGGAGCUGUAAAAAUCAUGGCGAAGGACCUUAUCCGCACAAGGCACCAGAUAACAAAAUUUUAUGCCCUGAAAUCCCAGCUACAAGGUGUAUCUCUUCGCAUUCAGACACUGAAAUCAACACAAGCAAUGGGUGAAGCUAUGAAGGGUGUCACAAAAGCUAUGGGACAAAUGAACAGGCAGAUGAAUCUGCCUGCUCUGCAGAAGAUAAUGCGGGAGUUCGAGAUGCAAAAUGAGAAGAUGGAGAUGGUUAGUGAAGUGAUGAACGAUGCCAUCGAUGAUGCAUUGGAGGGCGACGAGGAGGAGGAAGAGACAGAAGAGCUAGUCAACCAAGUCCUCGAUGAAAUUGGCAUUGAUGUCAACUCCGAGCUUGUCAAGGCUCCUGCCACUGCAGUUGCUCAACCUGUCGCAGCAGGAAAAGUUCCGGCUCAAGCUGAAGCCGCAGGUGGGGUGGAUGGUGGAAUAGAUGAUGACUUGCAGGCACGGCUUGAUAACCUGAGGAAGAUGUGAUGAUUGGAGUCUGACAGAAUUAUUCACACGCUUUGUUUGUAGUUUUGUAAUUUGAAUAUAGCCAUUGCGGCAAUCCUUUUGGCAUUGGCCAUUUGUACAUAGAAUAGAAUAUAUCUGGUACCAUGAACUAGGCUUUGCAAUAUAUAUAUUCCUAAUCCCAUUGGGUGCACUUCGGUUAUGAUUC
This is a messenger RNA of Panicum virgatum (switchgrass), 1190 nucleotides long. RefSeq names its product vacuolar protein sorting-associated protein 2 homolog 1-like. The coding region runs from base 332 to 1006 and encodes 224 amino acids. Gene Ontology annotation, cellular component: ESCRT III complex; multivesicular body. The record is from RefSeq and is a predicted model, not a curated record. Lineage: Eukaryota; Viridiplantae; Streptophyta; Magnoliopsida; Poales; Poaceae. The transcript is spliced from 5 exons. Gene Ontology annotation, biological process: late endosome to vacuole transport; protein transport; endosome transport via multivesicular body sorting pathway.